AUGGGCACCGAAUCAUUUCGAUUAUUUUUUGUUCUUAUUAUUGUGUUGUUAUAUUCUGCACUUGCCGAUUAUUAUUACCAUCAUCAUGUAAAUGCUAAUCGACAACGUAUUAUUCUCAAUGGUUUAUUUACACAUUCCCAAUAUCCAUCAAUACAUUUUGCUGUUGAACAAGUCAAUUCACAAUUAUUAUCACAAAUAAAUCUUGAAUUUUACCUGAAUGAAACUAAAGGAUUUAUUCAUUGUGAUGUUGGUACCAGUGUAAAAACAUUUUUUGAUAUGAUUAAUCAAUCAUCAUUACCAUUAAGUGUUUUAUUUACAGAUGCUUGUCAAAAUGUUCUUAGUUAUAUAUCUGACACAGCAACUUAUUUUCGUUUACCUGUUAUUUCAUUUACUGAUAUUGAUCUUUCAUUAUCAGCGAAAGAUCGUUAUCCAUAUUUCUAUCAUAUUGUGCCAUCAGAUCAUGCUCAUAAUUUAGUUCGUAAACAACUAUUACAAUAUUUUAAUUGGACACGAUUUGGCUUAAUUUAUCAACAUGGUUCAAAAUAUACAUUAGUAGCAAAUGAUUUGUCAAAUUUAACUGCUAUGGACAAAAAACAAUUUGAAGUAAAUUUAACACGUGGUCUUGCUUAUCGUCAUGGAUUAGAAUGGUAUGCUGAUAAUGGACAAUAUAUGCAAACAUUAUUAAAAGAUUUUAAAGCUCGAGAUGUACGAAUAAUCAUUGCUAAUUUUAAUCAAACCGUUGCUACGCAUAUGUUUUGUCAGGCAGCUCGUGAACAAGUGUAUGGUUCUCGUUAUCAAUGGAUUAUUCUUGGUUAUCCGUCAUUAUCAACUUGGUGGAAUGAACCAACUGAUUGUUCAAUGCAAGAAAUAGUUCGAGCAAUUAAUGGUACAUUACAAACACGUGUACCACGUUUAUCUAUUGAUGAUAAUGAAAAUCGAUCAGAAUAUAUUUCAGAAUAUAUGAAACAAUUUUCUGAAUUAGAAAAUGAUUAUUUUGAUGCUUAUGCAUAUGAUACAAUAUGGAGUUUAGCAUAUCUUUAUCAAUCACAAUUACUAAGUAAUCAAUCGAUAACUGAAGUAUUUAAAAAUGUUCUUGAAAAUAUUGAUUUUAAUGGUGCUACUGGAAGAGUCAGGUAUUCAAAUGGUGGACGAAUAGGCGAAGUACUUAUUGAGCAAUUUGUUGCUUGUCGAAUGAUGAAAGAUGAAACAUGUACAAUUCCAUGUUAUGAAGAAGAAGAAGAUUGUCAUUUAACUGUUGUGAAAGUUUUUCUUGCCAAAUAUUUAGAAUCAAAAGAUGAUCCACCAAUUUUAUAUAAACUUAAUCCAAUUAUGUGGCAUGGAAAUGGUCCACCACGAGAUCGAACCAAUCAAACAAUUCAAUUCGAACAUAUUUAUUUGUCUGUAUUUAUAUCAAUAUCAAUAUGUAGUGGAAUUGGACUGUUUAUAUCAUGUACUUUUCUUGCUUUUAAUAUUCAUUUUCGAUCACAUAGAUAUAUUCGUAUGUCAAGUCCAACAUUAAAUAAUCUUAUUUUAGGUGGUUGUAUGUUAGCUUAUAUUAGUAUGAUUUUAAUGGGUAUAAAUUCAUCUUUAUUUCGAAUAAGAUUAUAUGUAGAAAUAAUUAUGAAUAUUAUUUGCCCGAUUCGAGUCUGGAUAUUAUGUAUUAGUUUUACAUUGGCUUUUGGAUCAAUGUUUAGUAAAACUUGGCGUGUACAUUCGAUCUUUACAAAUAUUAAUACUACGAAAAGAGGUAUUCAUGAUUCUCGUUUACUUGUAAUAGUUGGCCUACUAUUAUUUAUUGAUUUAAUCUUUUUAAUUGCUUGGCAAAUAUUUGAUCCAAUACAGCGAAUACUUGUUUAUCCUGCAUCACAUCGAUUAAAAGACAAUCAAGAUAUAGAAAUAAUUCCAUAUCGUGAAGAAUGUAAAAGUAAACAUAUGUCCUUAUGGAUUGUUGUUUUAAUUUUAUACAAAGGUUUAUUGAUGUUUUAUGGUUCAUUUCUAUCAUGGAAAACUCGUAAUGUAACAAUACCAGCAUUAAAUGAUUCACGUUAUAUUGGUUUAAGUGUAUAUAUUGUAUUUAUUUGUUGUACACUUGGCUCAUUGGUUGUAUUUAUACCAUCUGAACAAAUGCAACUUUCAUAUUUUCUUAGGUCAUUUUUUAUUGUUAUUUGUACAACAGCUACUGUAUGUUUAGUAUUUGUACCAAAAGUUAUUGAAGUAUAUCGUGAUCCACAUUCAAAAAAAAAACAACCAAAAAUUACAAAUCGUUUACAAGGACAUGUUCGUCCUGUUAUAUUAACAAUAGAACAUUUAAAUACGGCUUUAGCUGAUAAUGAAGAUUUAAAAUUAGUUUUGUCUAUGCAAGAACAAACUUUAAAUCGAUUAUCAGAUCAAUUAAAUAAUCCACAAACUGGAAAAAAUAUCGUUACCGAUCCUGAACCAUUCGAACUGGAACGUCUUAUUGUAUAUGAUGAUGAAGUUGAUGACGAGGUUGAUGAAGAGGAAGAACCUACAGUUGAAGAUGAAAGUAGUGUACAUUUUAUUACAAACGAUAAUCUUUUGCAACCUGGACGUGUUGCUCGUGCUGUUAGUUUAUGUUUAUUCAAUAAAGUUCCAACAGAACAAUUAGAGGGGCCAGAAACGCCUGGUACCACUCGUUAUUCAAUUCCAUCGCAUAAUAAUCAUUAUCGUGCAUCAAAAUUAACUUCGAACAGUUUAUUUCGACGAGCAUGUCAAAAUUCACUUAGUACUGAUAAAAGAAAACAAAAUUUGACAGUCUCAAAUAAUGAAUCAUUACCAAAAAAAGUUGAACAUCUAUAUGAUGGUUUAGUAUUACUUGAUGAAGAUCGUUUAGAUGAGAUGAUUGAAACUGAUCUUGUAUCAUCAUCAAAUGGUUAG
Molecule: messenger RNA, 2895 nt
Organism: Rotaria sp. Silwood2
Lineage: Eukaryota; Metazoa; Rotifera; Eurotatoria; Philodinida; Philodinidae
Source: the annotation of a GenBank genome assembly